This is a messenger RNA of Fulmarus glacialis (Northern fulmar), 999 nucleotides long. Its product is annotated as olfactory receptor 5F1-like. Bases 1 to 999 code for a protein of 332 amino acids. Gene Ontology annotation, biological process: G protein-coupled receptor signaling pathway; sensory perception of smell. Gene Ontology annotation, cellular component: membrane. The record is from RefSeq and is a predicted model, not a curated record. Gene Ontology annotation, molecular function: G protein-coupled receptor activity; olfactory receptor activity; odorant binding. The transcript has a single exon. NCBI's taxonomy places the organism in Eukaryota, Metazoa, Chordata, Aves, Procellariiformes, Procellariidae.
AUGCUGACUCUGUGUUUCUCUGCAUCUCUGCUUUCCUGCAGCAACCGUGUUACGAUGGUGGCCAAAGGAAAUCACACCCCCAGUGCUGAAUUUGUUCUCUCGGGGUUCUCAGAGCAGGGGGAUGUCCAGGCUGUCCUCUUCAUGGUCUUCUUGGUGUUCUACGUGAUCACUCUGCUGGGGAAUCUGGGGGUGCUCGUGUUAAUCAGGCUGGAUGCCCAGCUUCACACCCCCAUGUACUUCUUCCUGAGCAGCCUGUCCUUCCUAGACAUCUGCUAUUCCUCCUCAAUCACCCCCAGGCUGCUCUCAGAUCUCCUAUCAGAAAGGAAGGUCAUUUCUUACUCUGCGUGCCUCACACAACUUUAUUUCUAUGCGGUCUUUGCCACCACCGAGUGCUACCUCUUGGCCGUGAUGGCGUAUGACCGCUACGUGGCCAUCUGCAGCCCACUGCUCUAUGCCAUCUCCAUGUCCAGCAGAGUUUGUGCACUGCUGGUAGCUGGCUCGUACCUCGCUGGGAUCGUGAAUGCCACUAUCCACACGGGGUUUGCACUUCGGCUGUCCUUCUGUGGUCCCAACAUCAUCAACCACUUUUACUGUGAGGGCCCCCCGCUUUUUGCCAUCUCUUGCACAGACCCCACUGUCAAUGAGAUUAUGAUGUUCAUUGUGGUGGGCUUCAACCUGUUUGUCACCAACCUGACCAUUCUUAUCUCCUACACCUACAUCCUGGCCACCAUCUUGAGGAUGCGCUCGGCCGCGGGCAAACACAAAGCCUUCUCCACGUGCGCGUCCCACCUGACCGCCGUGAUCCUCUUCUACGCAUCUGCUGCGUCCAUGUACUCACGACCCAGUUCCAGGCACUCCCAGGACCUCGACAAAGUGGCCUCUGUGUUUUACACUGUGGUGACCCCCAUGCUGAACCCCCUCAUCUACAGCCUGAGGAACAAGGAGGUGAAGAAUGCGCUGGAGAGAGUGAUGGAGAGGAAACGUUCAUCUGAAAAAUAG